GGGCGGGGCUUCUUCUUGUCGUUGGGCCGCUCGCGGCCGCUGUGCUAGUCGCGCUCCCUUCCUCCGGCGGAGGAGGAGGAGGCCAUGGCCGGCGAGGAAGGAGGAGGAGGGAGCUCGGGUUCCUCUCCGGAGCCCAGUCCCGGCGGCGGCGGCGGCGGCGCGGCUGGAGGAGAAGGAGGAAGCAGCGGAGGCGGCUAUGAGAGCAAGUGCAUCUUCUGCCGCAUCAGCCACGGAGAGGAGACCGGCACAGAGCUGCUCCCUUGCGAGGAUGAAGACUUGGUGUGUUUUAGAGAUAUCAGACCUGGCGCUCCACAUCAUUAUUUAGUGGUGCCAAAAAAACACAUAGGAAAUUGCAAGACUCUCAAGAGCGAACAUAUACCAUUAGUGGAAAGAAUGAUGGCAGCUGGAAAGACAAUACUUCAACGGAAUAAGUUUACCGACUUGAAUGAUAUAAGGAUGGGUUUUCACUGGCCUCCAUUCUGCUCAAUAGCCCACUUACAUCUUCAUGUGCUGGCUCCAGCUAGUCAGUUGGGAUUCUUGUCUCGUAUGGUAUACAGAAUCAAUUCCUACUGGUUUAUCACAGCUGAUCAAUUGAUGGAACGGUUGACUGCUGAGAGUGCUGCAAGCUGAAGAGAACUUGCUCUAGAUCAUACAUCUCUGUGACUACUGAGUAAUACAGGAUUGGAUGUAAUUGGUAUCAUGGUAGACUUCUGAAAACUAGUACUGAAUUUGCUGCUACAGUGGUUGAACUCAUUGUUAACCCAAUUCCAUACACUAAAUUUCUCAGGCAAUUAUAUGAAUGCAAGAAUUAAGUACUUUCUAGAGCUUCCAGAUCUACAGAUAAAAAAGUAGCUAUUGUCUUUCCAAUGCAGGUAUUAAUACAGUACAUCUUGUAAAUGAUGAUACUGAGGUUUCACAUAUGCAUAUGAGUUUGACUCUAAAUUACACAAGUUUUUGUGCCUAUGUCUUCUUUGGCGUUACAAAGCUAGGGAAGCUGUGAUGUCUUGGUGCUAAAUCAGUUAUCACUCAAAUGUAUGUAGCUGUAUACACAGCAAGAAGUUAAUCCAUUGUGCCCAUGAUAUGAGUUAAAUCUGUAGUUCCAAUGUGAGAGAAGAUAUUGUCUAUCAGUGUAGAUUAGAAUUGUUUGUGAGUGUAGACUAAGUAAUGUCCGCUAGUCAAAUGCAUGUACUUAAGACCAAGUAAGUGAAUUUUUGGGCCCGUACUGACAGGCCAAAAUAAAGCUGCUUCGGGUCACUUUGGAGGUAAGCUGUUUAAAUGAUGCAUGCGUCCUAAGAGUUCAGAAGCCACGCUCCCGUCCUAAGGACUGGACCACAGCUUUGGCACAACUUCUGGCUUCUUAGGACACAUGCAUCAUUUAAACAGCAUACCUCCAAAGUGACCUGAAGCAGCUUUAUUUUGGCCUGUCUGUAUGGGCCCUACAUUAAUCAAUUUAAGUUAAUCUUUGGGGCUAGCCUCUAAAGACAUCAGGCUUGUGCUUGAACUAAAUAGUCAUGUAACCAUUGAUUUGGCCAUUAUGGAAGUUUAAGCAUGUCUUGCUGUGGAAAUCUGUCACUUUGAAAACAUAUCUUGGGAUAUUAAGUCUUGGCAACAUCCACAAAUGAAUAAUCAAGAAUGCCAAAAGCUGGAAGUAAUGGAAGGGGUCACAGUGCAUCUUUAUCUGUUUCUUUUCAAAAUGUUGCUUUAUGUAGACAUCUCACAUUGACACAGAUCUAAUAUGGAGAAGUGAACUUUAACAAGCAGCUAUUGAAACUGGGCAUUUUCUCACCCACCAUCUAUUGUUUUUGUUUUCCCACUGCAUAGGUGCCCAAUAUGCUCAAAUAAAAUGAGAUUUUCUGUCCCUGUCUUUGACUUUUUAAAGAGUUUUAAUCUUAUUUAUUGUAGAUGUAGCAUAUGUUUAUUUUGAUACUUGAGUUUGAAUUCAAACUUGGAGAGGGAAAUAUCUCCAACCAUGUUGAAAUGUUAAAAUAAAUGUGUUAUAGCGUGUAAUGACUGUAUUGCAAUUGUGAGUCAAUGUAACAGAACUGGAAAUGUACUGGCCAUCCCCAUGUUGCCAACUCAGUGGUACCAUGAAAAGGAAGCUCUUAAUAAACAAUUGUUAGCUGUU
Messenger RNA from Sceloporus undulatus (fence lizard), 2125 nucleotides. It is a transcript of the gene HINT3, whose product is annotated as histidine triad nucleotide binding protein 3. NCBI's taxonomy places the organism in Eukaryota, Metazoa, Chordata, Lepidosauria, Squamata, Phrynosomatidae. The record is from RefSeq and is a predicted model, not a curated record. The transcript is spliced from 5 exons. Bases 85 to 630 code for a protein of 181 amino acids. Gene Ontology annotation, molecular function: catalytic activity.